Molecule: messenger RNA, 1760 nt
Organism: Dermatophagoides pteronyssinus (European house dust mite)
Lineage: Eukaryota; Metazoa; Arthropoda; Arachnida; Sarcoptiformes; Pyroglyphidae
Product: calcitonin gene-related peptide type 1 receptor-like
Biological process (GO): adenylate cyclase-modulating G protein-coupled receptor signaling pathway; cell surface receptor signaling pathway
Cellular component (GO): plasma membrane
Molecular function (GO): G protein-coupled peptide receptor activity
Source: RefSeq, a predicted model, not a curated record
AGAAAGAAUCGAAUACAAAUAUAAUAUGAUAUCAGUGUUUAUUUUAAUCUUGUUAUUGUCAUUUACAUCAUCAAUAUUAUCAUCAACAACAUCAUCAUCAUCAUCAUCAUCAUCAUCAUUAUCGAUGAUGGAUAGAUUUCCUUGCCAAAGUAAUUUAUUCUAUGAUUUUCGUAAUAUUGAUCGUUUUAUGGAUAAUAUGUGUGCACAAUGUUUAUGGUAUAUGGCUGGUAGUGAAAGUCCAUGGAUUGAUUUUGAUUCGGUUAAUAAAUGGCAAGUAAUUUAUAAUUAUAGUGAUCAAAUCAAUGUUCUACUUUGCAAUCCAAAUUGUACGGAAUUUACUUAUGAAAUACUUAAACGGCCAAAUAAUUCUAUUCAAAAAGAAUUAAAAUCUGAAUUUUAUAUGGGACUUUUACUUGAUUGUUGUGAACAAGCACGUCAAUGUUGUGAACGAAUGUUAAAAAAUGGUGAUCAUAAUUUACAUGAAAAAAAUGAUCAUUGUCCAGCUAAAUGGGAUGGUUUUAUGUGCUGGAAUUCCGCUAAACCGAAUACAAUUAAUUAUCAAACAUGUCCCAGUAUGACAUAUUUUGCUCUGGGUAUUAAACCAACAUCAUGUCGAAAUGAAUUAGCAAAUAAAGAAUGUUGGUCGAAUGGUACAUGGGCACGAAUAAAUAAAAUACACUUUGAUGAAAUUCAAAAAAAAUGGAUCAACUAUUCAGAAGAAUAUACAAAUUAUCUACCUUGUUCAACACCUGGUGCAACAUUAAAAUUAAAAUUUAUUCGCACAUCGAUAGUCAUCUAUAUUGUUUCAUUGGUACUCACAUCAAUUGGUUUCAUUUUAUUAUGGUCAUUUUCAAAAGAACGACCUAAAUUAAGAGAAAUUCAUUUAAAUUUUUUUCUAUCACUUAUACUCACCGCAUCAUUUUCACUUUGUGUAUUAAUAUUCAUCAAAGAACAACAUUAUCGUCUUAAUUCAAUGAUUGAUAAAAAUCCAAUAUGGUGUAGAAUAUUAAUGUUAUUCAUGAAAAUGGCACGUUUAACAAAUUAUUGUUGGAUGUUAAAUGAAGGUAUUAUACUUUGGCAAAUUGUUGUACAUCCAUUACCAAUCAAUGAAAUUGGUAUGAUCAAAUUCUAUCUGUUAGGAUGGCUUUCACCAUUCAUAAUAAUUUCAUUUUAUACAUUUAUUCAUUCAAUGAAAAAAUUCAAUACAAGUUGUUGGACAAAAUCAAUGGGCUAUUGGGAAUUGAUUUACAUUAUACCUACGAUUACAUUCAUUGUUAUAAAUACCAUAUUAUUAAUCUAUAUGAUGUAUGUAUUGUUAAAAAAAUUAACCACAACAAACAAUACAAAACAAUUACGUUCAAGUGUUUGUAAAUCAUUAUUAUUGGUACCAGUGUUUGGUAUACAUUAUAUUUUUUAUAUUGUACCAUUCGAUCCAUUUGAAUCAUGUGCUACAUAUCAAUUUAUAUUUCAUUAUGUUAUGAUUAUUACUGAAGCAUUACAAGGUUCAAUUGUAACGGCAGUAUUCUGUCUCUUCAAUCAAGAGAUUCAUACAAGUAUUAAAAGAAAAUUUCGAUUAAAAAGGCGUCGUCAAAAUAAUCAUUUUAUCAUUCAACGUCGUAAUACAACAACUGUCAACACCGAUGAUGAUGAUGAUGAUGCUACGGAGAUGGCAAAAUUGAAUCAAAUUGUAAAACCUAAUGAUUCAUGACUUUUUUUCUCUUUCUCUUUAGUAUCCUCAUCUCAUACAAUGAUGAUUAUUG